AUGGAAAUGGAUCCGCCACCGGCGAGGGGAAGGAGAUAUGAGUGGGAGACGGCCAGGCGUCGCCUUAGGCAGGAAUCCUUGGAAAGAUAUUGGGACCCUAACCAGCACCAGCCUGACCACGAGGCCGUCCGCGCCGGCGAAUAUUACGCCUACAACAGGAUAUGGGACACCGAGGAGAUCAUCGAAUCGAUAAGAGGGGACUUAAGGUGGCCGCUCGACGUGUUUGGCAUGGUCAUUGCUCGCGACGUCUUGGACAUUGAUCGCAAGCGCAAUAUCAUCUUCGCUCGCCCAAGGAGUAACCCUCAAACCAUCACGGAGGAGCAUCCAUAUCUAGAACUCACGGGUCCAUCCCGUGCCGUCGUGACAUCUGGCGAUCCAGGGAAAAUCGAGAUCGUGCUCAAAGUUAAGGGUGCAACUGAACCUGAUGAUAGAGAUCUAAGUCUUCUUGUCUUACCGUUGAAGAAUCGUAUGUAUUGUGAAUAUGACAGAUAUUACACUAGCAAGCAUAGCACGAUGGAGCUAACUUUCUGGCACAUUGACAACUCUGUGGAGGCGACAAUCGGUGCACGCCUUAUUGGUGGAUCAUCAUGGCCACAUGGUUUGCAAGGCGUAAUGGUCGCUCGUAUUUCCGAUAUGGAAGAUGCCGAAGUUUCUUUGCUUGCCUUUGGAGGAGGUAAAUUGCAUGUUGUUGCUGAUGAUGGCAUGAUCAAGCUCACACGACGUGUUGUUUCUGUUGAACAUCGUGAUGGAGAGCUGCAAGUUUCUAUCGCUGCACGGUGUGAAAAUGAUGAACAAGUUAUCAGUGUGAGAGAUGAUAUAGUUUUCACACCCAAGAAAAAUGGCAGAACUAGUGGUGUGCUUAAUGUUGGCGCAUGUAAGAUCCAGCUCACUGUUGCCUGGUCACUUUUCAAUUAA
Molecule: messenger RNA, 915 nt
Organism: Triticum turgidum subsp. durum (durum wheat)
Lineage: Eukaryota; Viridiplantae; Streptophyta; Magnoliopsida; Poales; Poaceae
Source: the annotation of a GenBank genome assembly